CAAAAAUAGAAAGUGAAAGUGAAAGUAUUGUUGGCAAACAAACCCUCAAAUGUUCGCGGAGCUCGUGCUUAUAUUAACAGAACACAAUAAUCGAUAAGAUCCCCGCAGAACUGCAGACAGGAUGGACACGCGUACAGAGGAUCCCGUUCACGGCAGUAAGAAGAACAAGAAAAGACAUAUCCAGAGAACAAGGAGUCCAUUACGGUACACCCGCCCCUAUCGGCCAAGGUUUGAAGGGAAAAACCUGCAUUCACGUUUCAGGUUUUUCAGGACUAUGGAGGAACGGCGUUUUAUACGGCGCCCAAAUUUUGCACUGAGGUACCAGAGGCAUCAUACAUAUCAGUGGUCCAGCCUACAGCUAAGGCGUAAGCCCAGAGCCUCUUCUCCUUCCAGCCAGCAGUUCGACAAAGGCCUGAACAAGAAUAGCUCCACAGCACACAUUGAACCCGGCAGAACAGACAUUUCUCGGCCAUCCUCUGGAAACAGAUCAUCACUGUCAUCCACAGUGUCACAGAAACCCAGCAACAGAGAUGCUCUCUCAUCUGUGACAUGUGCUGUGGCACGAAACAGAGCUAUACAGAAGAAACAAGAGCAGAUAGAGGAGGAUUUCCAGUGUGGUUGGAUCCACCAUCACACCUUCCGAAAAUGCAAUAGUAUCCAGCUGCAGACCCACAGCACCAGCAGUUUCAGAACCACAGCCACAGAACCGGAAGUGAGGGGCGGAGCUUACAUUCUUAACAGAGUAGUGCCACCUUAUGGUUUUUAAAAGGUAAUUUGUUUUAUUACACAAAAUACGUUUAUUACACAUAAAUAGUUAUUUCCUGUUUGUGAUAUUAAAAAUAAUUUUUGAAACUUCUGGCCAUUUUAUACGAAAAUAUACUUUAUAUAUAAUAAAUAUAAUCUAAUAUAAUCACAAGAUUCUGAAUAAAUGUUUACUCCAAAGUCAAGAACAUGUGCAUUAUAAAUUUUUCUAUAUAAAAAAUUAAACAUUCCAAUAAAACACACACAAACAAACAGCAGCAUGAGUUUAAAAGUAACUAUUAAAAUGUACACAAUAAUUAAAUUUGAUAAAGUUUUAUGAAGUCUAUAAAAUGAACAAUUCACUUUUAAGCCUAUUUUGUCAUGACAAUCCUGCAUGAAAAUUUACAAAAUUAACAAAUUACUCUUGGGCAUAUUUUGUCAUGACAAUCUUGCAUAAAUUCUAAUUAAUAUGUAUCAAAUGAACAAUUCACUCUUAGGCCCAUUUUGUUAUGACAAUCCUGCAAAAAUAACUCCCCUGAACACAAGAUGAAAUAUGAAGGGCACUCUGGAAGCUUCUGAUUGUUCCAGGAGAUUGUUGAGGGCCUUUUUUCUUGUCCUCUUCUUCCAUUAUAAGGAAACAAGGCUCUUCCACUGGCCCCCAGAGCAGAUGUCAGAUAUACACAGAUAUACACUGAAUGAUAUCUAUAUUUAUUGAAUGUCAAAUAUUUGUAAAGUCAUGUAACGUUAGCCUACACCCAUUUGAUGCUUGAAGCUCGUUAUCAGCCGAAUCUGAGUUCCAGCCGUUCUGUUCUCCCUUGUCUGGAAUUGUUCAUGUUUGGGUCAACCUUGCUAUGUGUAUUUUCCUAGUUGCUUUUGAUUAUUAAAAUUAGUAAAAUUCUCCUAUGUCUCCUCGCUCCUAUGCUCCGCACUCAUACACAGCAGCAGUACCGUGACAGAAUUCCAGACUGACAAAAAAUAAACGGUGCCCUGGUUUUCCUGGUUUUUAUGGCAGCAUGGAAGUCGCGGCUCACU
Molecule: messenger RNA, 1773 nt
Organism: Cyprinus carpio (common carp)
Lineage: Eukaryota; Metazoa; Chordata; Actinopteri; Cypriniformes; Cyprinidae
Exons: 6
Coding region: 122-766 (214 amino acids)
Biological process (GO): negative regulation of DNA-templated transcription; protein localization to heterochromatin; negative regulation of gene expression, epigenetic
Cellular component (GO): nucleoplasm
Source: RefSeq, a predicted model, not a curated record